AAUUAACAAUGGCUCUCUCUAAAAAUUUAUACAAAUUGAAAUUAUCCCAGAAUAACACAAAACUGGUGAGGCCACCACAGAUCAAAUUCGGCAAUUGGAUUUUAAGUUGGAGAGAUCUUCAUUAUCAUCGCCAUGACUGUAUAUGGCGAAUCAUGCAUAUGCCUACUCAAAAUAUUGCAAAACAAUAUACUUUAAGAAUAAGAUUUGUAACUACAACUAUAAACAUGCCAAAUUUUGUGUGUAGGCCUAUUCCUAUAAAUAAUAUUUUUAGAAAAACUAGAGAGAACUGUUUCUUUUCCAUUAUACAUGAAGAUUCAGCAUUACUACCAGUACAAGGCUGUUUUUUCAGCAGUCAGCAGAGACAUUUUUGUUUCAGUCUAAAUCUACAAAGCUUUGACAACAGAAUGUCAAACGAUGAUGUAUUAACGGGACUUGAUGAAAUUCAGGUCAAACUAAUGGAGGAAGAAUGUAUUUUGGUGGACCAGGAUGAUAAAAAUAUUGGAUCUGCAUCCAAAAAAGUGUGCCAUCUUCUAGAUAAUAUAGAAAAAGGAAUGUUGCACAGAGCAUUUAGUGUGUUUCUUUUUAACACAAAAGGGGAACUGUUGCUUCAGCAAAGGGCAGAAGCAAAAAUUACUUUUCCAGAUCAUUUCACGAAUACAUGUUGCAGUCAUCCGCUGAAUUUACCAGCUGAACUUGAUGAAACUGAUGCAAUAGGUGUUAAACGGGCUGCACAACGCAAAUUACUUCAUGAACUGGGUAUUAAAGCUGAACAGGUGCCUUUGGAGGACUUCCACUACCUGACACGGAUAUUGUACAAAGCUGAGAAUGUACCCAAAGAUUACAAAUGGGGAGAGCAUGAAAUUGAUUAUAUUCUCUUUAUACAAAGAGAUGUUGAUGUAGAAGUUAACCCUAAUGAGGUUAAAAGUUACAGAUAUGUUAGUCAACAGGAAUUGAAAGAUAUAGUUGAUUCAGCAGAUAGUAAAGGACUAUUGUUGACACCCUGGUUUAAACUUAUUGUUCAAAGUUUUUUACAAAAGUGGUGGAACAAUCUGUCUGACAUUGAGUCACAAGCUGACAGAGAAACAAUUCAUCGCAUGGUGUAAUAAUAACUUGGAACUAAUAUAUAGUCAGUGCAAUUUUUACUGGGUAUUGUUUUGAUUUUUUUACUUUAUGUAUUGGAGGUAGAAACAUUUUUUUGUAAUACCUUAAUGAAAGUGUCUUGGAAGUUUAAUAAAAAUGUUUUUUGAUUUAAAGGAAGAAAUAGUGAAUGAUUAAAGAAUGCUUAUAUUUCAAACUUUAAAAAAAAAUGAUAAUGAUUCUUUUUCUUUUAAGUCAAUCAGAUUUUGUAUUAAUUUUUAUAAAUCUAAGUUGUUUUUAAACAUUUCCUACAACUACAAUAUUUUAUAACUUUUUAAAAGGCGUUAUGGACCAAUGCCUUUUAAACUGCUUUAUUUGAAAAAAAUAUAUUUAUAGUAUUAAAAAUAAAUUUUGUAUUUAAACUGUGUUGAAAGAAAAAACAAUGACCAUUAGUUUUUCUUAAUUUAAUUGCAUAAGUACAUUAUACAUAUUUGUUUAGAUAUUUUGACAUUUGAAAAAUACACCUUUAGGUUAUUGUUCAAAGAAACCAUUGUCAAUAAACCAUAAUAUUAUGAUAGAAUGAAACAACACACAUACAAAUUUCAACAACAAACAAACAACACCAUAUUUUAUUGUAUUGUGAAAUAAUCUAAGUAACC
Physella acuta is the source of this 1736-nucleotide messenger RNA. Its product is annotated as isopentenyl-diphosphate Delta-isomerase 1-like. Gene Ontology annotation, biological process: isoprenoid biosynthetic process; isopentenyl diphosphate biosynthetic process. The record is from RefSeq and is a predicted model, not a curated record. Gene Ontology annotation, molecular function: isopentenyl-diphosphate delta-isomerase activity. Gene Ontology annotation, cellular component: cytoplasm. Lineage: Eukaryota; Metazoa; Mollusca; Gastropoda; Physidae.